AUGAUGAAUUAAAUGUUUUUACUGCUACUGAAGGUAUGUUAAGUGAAGGCUUCAUCUGUGGAUUUCCUUACUGGAAUGAAAUUGAAAAUGAAAACAAUACAAGACAGCAUGAGCAGAAGCAACAUAACCAAUCUGAGGAUAACAUGGCUCAAGAGCUGACUUCUGUCAGCAAUUUUCAGAAUUUGUCUCAGGCUGAUAUUCCUAAUGGGGCUCUGUCACUUCUUCAAAAGUGCAAGUCUAUUUACAGACCCUUCAGACUGAGUGCAAAGGAAAAAAUAACGACACCAUUGGUACAGCCCUCACAGGCCACAACAAUCACAAGGCAAAAGUCCCUUGUUGUAGAUAUCCCAGGGAGCUCCAGUGUGAGUAAGGAAAUGUAUUUGGUUCCCUCGUGUUGUAAAAGUAUCUGUGAUAAUUAUAAUGACCUCCAGAUUGCAGGAGAUCAAGUGCUUCCAAUUAGUUUGGAACUAUCUGGCCUGACAUCGCAGGACAGCUAUAAUAUAAAUAUGGUCCCAUUCUUGUAUUCUUCAGAAAUUACGCUGCCAAUGGAGUCCCCCAAACUAUCAGCAGAGUUCCAAAACAAGCCAGCCAAUAGCGACACAUCCUGUUGGCGUGUGUGCAGUGCUAGAGACAAGAGCAUUAUUCAGCAUUCUCAGCCACUUACCAAUUCAGAACUCAAUGACUAUCUUGAGCAGAAAGUUCUGGAACUGUACAAGCAAUACAUGAUGGAUAGCAUGGUGAGCAACGCAUCCCCAACAAAAAUCAUGGAAUCAGAACUUGUAAUGAGUAAUGUCGAUCAGAUUAGCCUGAUACUAUCACGAGAACAGAAUAUGGAAACUACAAAGGUGAAGGACAUGGUUAUCAGUUGCCUGUUACGUGUUGCGAGUGAGAUACAAUCAAAUGAACUCAGUACACCAAAUCUACAGAUAUCUGCUUGAAAGAGAAGUUUUAUCCAAGUUUUUCGAUAUUUUAGGGAUAACUUAUUAAAAAUGAGUUACUUUUGAAUAGAUUUGCCAUAUCCAUGAUUGAACAGAGAGCAGGAUGGGGAUAAAGAGGUCCUUGAGACAGUGAGUUAUAGAAUCAUAGAAAAUAGGAGUAGGAGUAGGAGUAGGUCUUUUGGUCCUUUGACCUUUCUCCACCAUUCAUUAUGAUCAUGGGUGAUCACUCAAUUCAGUACCCUGUUCCUGCUUUCUCCACAUACCCUAUGAUCUCUUUAGUCCUAAGAACUAUAUCUAACUCCUUCUUAAAAACAUUUAAUGUUUUGGCCUCAACCCCUUUCUGUGGCAGAGAAUUCCAGAGGAUCGCCAUUUUCUGGGUGAAGAAAUUUAUCUUUUUCUCAGUUUUAAUUGGCCAACACAACACUUAGACAAUGAUGCCUGGUUCUGGACUGCCUAGUCAUGCAAACAUCCUUCCUGUGUUUAAACUGUCUAGUCCUGAAGGAUUUUAUAGGAUUCUAUGAGAUCUCCGAGUUAAAAAGUGAGGUCUGCAGAUGCUGGAGACCAGAGCUGAAAAUGUGUUGCUGGUUAAAGUGCAACAGGUCAGGCAGCAUCCAUGGAACAGGAUCCAUGGAUCCCAUCCAUGGAGAUGAUAGGUGGAACUGAUUUCUCCAGUUUCCUCAUUUCCCCUCCCCCUACCUUCUCUCAGUCGAUUCCCUCGAACCGCCCUCCUAACCUGCAAUUUUCUUCCUGACCUCUCAGCCCCCACCCCACUCCGGCCUAUCACCCUCACCUUGACCUCCUUCCACCUAUCACAUCUCAAUCGCCCCUCCCCAAAGUCCCUCCUCCCUACCUUUUAGCUUAGCCUGCUGGACACUUUCCUCAUUCCUGAUGAAGGGCUUUUGCCUGAAACGUCAAAUUUCCUGUUCCUUGGAUGCUGCCUAACCUGCUGCGCUUUAACCAGCAACACAUUUUCAGCUCUAUGAGAUCUCCCCUCAUUAUUCUAAACUCCAGAGAAUAUAAUCUGAACCAAUCCAAUGUGUCUUCAUAUGUCAGUCCUGACAUUCCAGGAAUCAGUCUGGCAAACUUGUUGUGCUUUUUCCUUGUUAUGGUUUGCAUUCUGUCCUGCUGUUGAAAUUGUUUGAAGAUGUUACAUUAAAAUUAUUUGCACUUAUGUAGUCUCCAAAUUUCCCAAGUUGCUUCACAGAAAUAUCAUGGAACAAUAUUUGACUUCAAGCCACAAAAGCAGAUAUUAGGACAGGUGACCAAAAAAAAUGAUGAAAGAGUUCAUUUUAAUGUAUACCUUUAAGAAGGACAGACAGAAUAAGAAUUCCAGAGCUGAGGGCCUCAGCAGCUGAAAAUACAAUCACAGAGGCAGGCUCAUUAAAAUUGUGAAUGCAGAAGUUGCCAGAAUUGGAGGAAUAUUGUGAUCUCAGAGGAUUGUAAGCUCGGAGAAGAAUGAGGAAUGGCUGAGGCCAUGAAAAAACUUGAAAACAAGAAUGAGAAUUUUAAGAUCAAGAUUUUCCCAGACUGUUUUCCAAUGUAGAUCAUCAAGCCCAAGGGUGAUGGGUGAAUGACAUUGGUGUCAGUUAGACUACAGGUACUUCCUGUUCUGGUUGAAUUUAUGUUUAUAAAAGACAGUGAGCUAAAAGUGCAUUGAAAUAGGAAAAUCUAAUAGUAAACAAAUGCUGGAUGAAGAUUUAAACGGUAAAUGAAUUGAGUUUAGAUCAGAGUGGUGCUGGAAAAGCACAGCAGGUCAGGCAGCAUCUGAGGAGCAGGAAAAUCGACGAUUCAGGCAAAAGCCCUUCAUCAAGAUUGAAACUCCGAUUUUUCUGCUCCACGGAUGAUGCCUGACCUGCUGUGCUUUUCUAGCACCACUCUGAUCUUAACUCUGGUUUCCAGCAUUUGCAGUCCUCACUUUUGCCUGGUAAAUGAAUUGAGACUGGGAAAGAAUUAUGUACUGUUACAAAGAGGAAAAUAGACAGUCUUAGUGUGGUGUGGAUAUUCAGGACUAAACUCAUCCUUGAGUCCUUCACCAAGCUGGUGAAGAGUUUCCUUCAGCAUUAGACAGUUUUCAUGGGGAAGGAUGGCAUUGGUAGCUAGAAAAUAUUCCUUUGUUCAGGUAAACAUUUAUCCCAUUACCAAUGCCUACAAACAAAUUGUCUGGUCACUUAUUUCAAUUUUUUUCAAGGAAUAACGCUGUGAGCUGCCACCUUUUUAAAUGGCUGCUGAUUCCUCAGACAACUCACUUACACUGGACAUGACAUUACAAUGCUGAAACAAUUUUGUGCAUGUCCUGCAAUGGCAAAAUAUGUUGCUUUGUUGGCAGCCACCAAAACUGCACUUAAUUCACAGACUGGAAAAACGACUAUUAGACAUUGUAUAACUUUAAAGCAAUGAAAACUUUAUGUUCUUAAAAAAUGGAGUCCUGUAUAUUGGCUGUUACAAUAAACAAUUCUCAUUUAACAGA
Messenger RNA from Hemiscyllium ocellatum (epaulette shark), 3405 nucleotides. RefSeq names its product TLR adapter interacting with SLC15A4 on the lysosome-like. Lineage: Eukaryota; Metazoa; Chordata; Chondrichthyes; Orectolobiformes; Hemiscylliidae. Bases 36 to 938 code for a protein of 300 amino acids. The transcript is spliced from 2 exons. Gene Ontology annotation, biological process: regulation of toll-like receptor signaling pathway. The record is from RefSeq and is a predicted model, not a curated record.